Molecule: messenger RNA, 2396 nt
Organism: Exophiala viscosa
Lineage: Eukaryota; Fungi; Ascomycota; Eurotiomycetes; Chaetothyriales; Herpotrichiellaceae
Product: sorting nexin-41
Exons: 5
Coding region: 154-2058 (634 amino acids)
Biological process (GO): retrograde transport, endosome to Golgi
Molecular function (GO): phosphatidylinositol binding
Source: RefSeq, a predicted model, not a curated record
CUAGGCUACUUCGCAUGCUUCAGGCAUAAUGUUGAACGAAUCUUGACAGACACUUGAAUUUUCAACGAUCGCACCCAUUCCUUGCACUACUCUGCCAUUGACUUGACUCGAACGUCGGCCUCACAGUCUGGUCCAAAAGUGUCAUUCGGAGACAUGUGGCAGGAUGAUGAAGACAACAACCCAUACGGGUCAUACAGCAACCAGGAAUCUGCCGGCGAACCUACGAACCCAGGUUUAGAUACCACCUAUUCAAAUCAGCCCUCAAGUCCAGAUACCUCGCAAUCCUCUCCUACACAGCCGACGCAAUAUGGGUCCCAGCCCGACCACCCUGAAGAUGACGAUGAAGACUAUACCGCCCACACAGAGGCAGGGCAUAUUCCGCCAAAGGGCGGUUAUCAUAGUAGAGUACAGCAGAUACUUUACGAGAACCCCGACUUAGAUAUCGUCAUUACCGACGCCGGAAAGAGUUCAGAUGGCGGCUAUAUCAUUUACAAGAUCCGUACUGGCGAUAUUGAGGUUGCCAGGAGAUACUCGGAGUUCAGUUCUUUGCGUGCCGCUCUUGUCAACCUUCACCCAACACUGGUAAUUCCUCCCAUACCUGAAAAGCAUACAAUGGCAGACUAUGCCGCGAAGCCUACCAAAGCCAAGGAAGAUGUUGGUAUAAUCGAUCAGCGAAAGCGCAUGCUGGCGGUGUUUCUCAAUCGGUGUCGGAGGAUGAAGGAUGUUGUUGAGGAUGGCGUCUGGUGGAGGUUUUUGGAUCCUAAUUCCAGCUGGAACGAAGUCCUACAUGCUCACCCAGUCGUAUCAGUACCUAAAAACAACCUCAAGGCCCCUCCUUUGGAUCCUGCCAAUCCCACUCCUGCACACAAUUGGCUUCCUGUGCCUGCUUCGUCUGCCAAACUCAGAUCAGGAGGGCCAACGUCGAGUAGCGGUACGCCCAUCUCUCCCCCGGAUCAGACCUAUCCAUCAGCCGCUGCACACACGAUACCGGGACCCCAAAUCUUUGGCCGUUUCCCGGUCGCUUCCGACAAGUUGAGCGAGACAGAUCUCGACCCCUACUUCAUUAAUUUCGAAGCCGCCACACGAGAGCUCGAGCUUCUAUUGCAAGGUAGCAUAGAAAAGGUCAAUCGGCGAACGCUCGAACACCUGACCAAGCUCUCUUCUGACCUUGCCGAGUUGGGAGCACGUUAUAACGGCUUUUCACUCUCGGAACAGUCGCCAACAGUUGCGACCGCGAUCGAAAAAGUAGGUCAGGCAGUUGACGGCACUUAUAUUUCCACGGAGGAACUGUCUCUGGGUCUAGGAGCUACGUUCGCAGAACCCAUGCGGGAAAGCGCGCAAUUCGCCGGAGUUGUGCGCAAUGUCUUGAGAUAUCGAGUCCUCAAAAGAGUGCAACAGGACAUGACCAGGGAAGAGCUGGAGAAGAAACGAGGCCUCCUUGAUGCUUUGGAGCGCAGCGAAGCGGAGUCGAAGAGGAUUGACGCAUAUCUGGCCAGCAGCGUGCCGACGUUAUCAAGCCCACCAAGACGGUCAACCUCGAGUGCUUCAGCACGAAGUCCUCCUGACCGCCAAGGACUGGGUAGAGAGGGCCACGAGGAGACAGAAUCUGUUGACUCUGAUUUCCCACCCACUCACGGAGAAGCUUCAUCAUCAUCACCUCCCUCUGCCGCGCAGGGCCAACCUAACCCGUCCACCUCCCCUACCUCUCACAGGAAAUCUCCAAGUGGAAAUUUUGUGACCAACAAAAUCUUCGGCAGUUUUAGACACGCAGUGAAUGGCUUCGUGGACGUUGAUCCGGAGAGAACACGCCGGGAUCAAAUUGGCAAAACCAGAGAAAGCCUCACACAGCUUGAGCAAGCGCUCGAAGUGUCUGAGAAAGAUGUGCGAGAUGCCACGCAAGGCGUUAUGCGAGACCUGAAGAGAUUCCAAAAGGAGAAAGAAGACGAUCUUCAAAGAUAUAUGGUGGCCUAUGCAAGAUGUCAUAUUGAAUGGGCUCGAAAGAACCUGGAGUCAUGGGGGGAGGCCAGAGACGAGGUCGAUAAGAUUGUUUCACGGUAGUCUGCAGAGAGCACCAUCAGAAAGGAAAUGCACCUUGUCAUGUUAUGCGCGAAGGAAGUGAAGGAGAUCUUCGCUGGAAGCAUAGCAGGCAUGCAUGGAAUGUCUAUUCGGUGGACAAACGUGAAUCCUUAAUAGCGAUACCUUGAGGCAGCGAGAGCCUCUUAAUAAAGAGAGGAAACGACGAAGCUCCCAGUAUUUGAUUGUCGUGAUGUGUGUUUUGAGGUUGCUAUACAGUAAAGACCUGGUGGUCCAAACUCCAGUGUGACGCAGGGCAGCCGCCGUCAACAAAUCUGCGGGUCACCUUAGCGGACGCAGGACGAUUUUUGAACGUCAGGUAC